AUGGGAGGAAGUCUUGGGAAGAAGAAAGCGAAGAUUAUUAUAGUAGGGCUGGAUAAUAGUGGGAAAACUACGUUGAUAAAUUACCUGAAGCCGCCGAAGGAGACUCUUUCUGAAGUGACACCCACUGUGGGGUUUAAGGUGGAGUCUUUUAAGCAGGAUAAGAUUAAUUUUACAUGAUUUGAUAUGAGUGGGCAGGGGAUUUAUAGGGAGUUAUGGCCUGAGUAUUACUCUGAAGCCCAAGGCGUUAUUUUUGUAGUAGAUUCAGCGGAUAAGUUGAGGAUCGCAGUUGCUAAGAAUGAACUUGAGAUGAUGUUUGAAGACCCAGGAAUAAGGGACAGGCCGGUUCCUAUACUGUUUUUUGCGAAUAAGAAGGACUUACCGUACGCUCUGACUGAGAGUGAGAUUGCUGAGCAGUUUGAGUUAGAUAAUAUUUCGGAUAGAGAUUGGCAUAUUGAAGCGAGUAAUGCGUUAACAGGAGAAGGAGUAACGGAAGGUAUAAACUGGCUUGGAGCUAAGCUUCCUAAAAAGAAGAAAAAAUAA
This is a messenger RNA of Moneuplotes crassus, 540 nucleotides long. NCBI's taxonomy places the organism in Eukaryota, Ciliophora, Spirotrichea, Euplotida, Euplotidae. The record is from the annotation of a GenBank genome assembly.